UUGAAGUUUAAAAUUUUGAUUACUUACUUGUCUUUUACUUUACUUUCAAUUUAUAACUUAUAUAAUUAAUUAAAAAGGUAUUUUAUUUGAAAAACAAUUCCUUAUUAUUGCAUUUUAUUACGUUUUGAAUAUGAGAGUUAUAAGAUGCCUCCAAUUCGAGGGGUGCUUAAUUAUUCACUAAGAAAUCAGCCAAAAUGAAUUGGUGUGAUACAUUGUUUAUACAAUUGAUAAAAUAAUAAGUACUAUGUGUACAGAAAUGAAAAUAAUCUUUUAACUACUUCAAGUACUCAAAUUGUCAAAAAAAUUCCCCUACUCUAUGUCUCUACAAUCUACAUAAUAUCAUGAGUGUGGACCAACCAGAAUUUGAAAUAAAGGAUGAAAGUCAUCAUUCUAUUCAAAAUGAAAAUGAUAUUUAUUUUGAUAUUCCUCUUAUAAGUUGUAUAAAAGAAGAAGUUACUUCACAUGAUGACAGUGAUCAUCUUUUUCCUAUUGUUGAAAAUAUUAAUAAUUCUGUCCUAAAGAUGGAAAAAUAUACAGAAGAAAACUGUAAGAUUAAAACUGAAAUUAAUGUAAUAAAUAAACUAGAAACAUAUAGUUUCUUAAAAGAAGAACCUGAAGACUUAGAUAAUAGUUUUCAACCAUAUGUUACUGUUCCAAAAAAUGAAGCUGAUAAAUUUAAAUUAGAACUAGAAUACAAUGAUAAAACUAUCAUAAUUGAAAAAGAAACAAUUGGAGAUACAGUAUUUGAAAGUGAAAUUGUUAUUGAAAAAAGUGGAAUACAAUCUACUUUAAACAAAGAAAAAUUGAAUGCUGGUUAUUAUUCCAAUUUUACUGAUUUUCCUAGAACAAAUUAUGAAGAUUUUGUUGAUUGCAAUAAUAAAACUCAUCAAAACAAGUGUAAAAGUGAAAAGCACUUCUAUAUUUGUGAUUUAUGUCAUCAAUCAUUCAUCAAUAAACAAUUACUCAUUAUUCAUAUGAGAUAUCAUUUUACCAACAAUGAUAACUACCCAAAUAAAAAUUCCAAAAGGGUUUGUUCAAAAAAUACUGAUUGUAAACAAUUGAAAAAACAUAAAAAAAAUAAAACAUUUUUAUGUACGAUUUGCGGCAAACAAUUCAAUGAUCAGUCCAAUUGUCGAAGACAUACAUUAAAUCAUAAUCAACAUAAUUCAAAACAAUUCAAAUGUAACUUUUGUGAGAAAAAAUUUACUACUGAAUACAAUCUUCAUGUUCAUAUUCGAUUACACACUGGUGAAUCUCCAUAUAAAUGUGAUAUAUGCCAUUCAACAUUUUAUCGUAACGACAUUAUGUUAACACAUAGAAGGAUUCAUGAAGAAAAUCAGAAAACAUAUGAUUGUAAAGAUUGUCACAAACAGUUUUUACAUAACAACUCUUUAUUGCGUCAUUUAAAGAUACAUCAAGUGGAAARUAUGUAUUCGUGCUGUCAUUGUCAACGAUCAUAUCCACGGAAAGAUUCACUUAUUGUUCAUUUGAGGUCAAGACAUACUGGUGAGAAGCCAUAUCAAUGUUACAUUUGUAAGAAAGAUUUUUUUGAAAAUAAUGUCCUUGUACGCCAUAUGAUAACUCACAAAAAAGGUGAAUGCAGAAUGGGAUUUAAAAACUUAAUAGUAGUUGCAUUCAUCACAGUAAGUAUAUUUGCAAUUAUAACAGAUGUCAGUGGUAAACGUGGAAGAGGGAGAAGUAGAUCAAAAAGCAGAGUACAGAUUGGAUUACCUAUAACUGGAAAAUACAGAGACCCAGAAUCUGAUCAAUAUUACAAUCAUAAUGAUGGGGCAAAAAUUGUCAUGGCAUCACAUUUUGAUUAUGAAUAUGUACUUGGGCACAAAAUAGUGUUUGUUUGUGUAGCCAGAGGAAAUCCGAGGCCUCAAAUCACUUGGUAUAAAGAUGGAACUGAAUUGUAUUAUCAUUACAAUCACCAUGUUCAUGAAUGGAAUAUUGGUGAAGAUAGCCUUAAAUCUAAAUUGGAAAUUGAUCCAGGAACACAAAUGGAUGCUGGUGUAUACGAGUGUUCAGCUGACAAUAAAUACAGUAUAGAUCGUAGAAGUUUUAAGACAGAUUUCAGUAUAGCAUUUGAAUCAUAAUGAAAAAUAAUAAUUAUCGGUGUGYSUCUUUAAUAAAAUACAUUUUUCUU
Molecule: messenger RNA, 2149 nt
Organism: Diuraphis noxia (Russian wheat aphid)
Lineage: Eukaryota; Metazoa; Arthropoda; Insecta; Hemiptera; Aphididae
Product: immunoglobulin domain-containing protein oig-4-like
Biological process (GO): regulation of gene expression; homophilic cell-cell adhesion; synapse organization
Cellular component (GO): nucleus; axon; plasma membrane
Molecular function (GO): axon guidance receptor activity
Source: RefSeq, a predicted model, not a curated record